AUGGAGUUGGAAUCCUCUCCGCCUAGAGCAGACACCCUGCCGCCUCCCAUCGCUGGCGUGAAGAGGCCUGCCUCUCUUCUCCCAGCCUUCGAGCCCUCGUCUUCCCCGUCUCUGCCUCGACCCUAUAAACGCUUGGCACGCGAAUCCGGUGAUGAUGUUUCGACAUAUCCGACCCCAGUCCCAACCUCGUCAACGGCAAUAUUGACUUCCUCCCCUCCUCGCAGGCAGGCAGUCCGCCCAGGACUUAAACGAACCCUCUCUGUGGCAUCUGAAAGAGCUCCGUUGUCUACUGUACCUUCGAUAAUGCUACCACUGUCAGGGGAGCCUAUUCUAAUGGGUAGAUCAAGCGGUUCUUGCCAUUUUCAACUGUCAGCCAGCCGAUUGAUAUCGCGGAUUCAUGUCCAGGCCACGUAUAAGCCUUCGACAAACCCGUUUGAUAGAGAUAGGAUUGAGAUUCUUUGCACUGGCUGGAAUGGGAUUAAACUCCAUUGCCAAGGAAAAACUUAUGAAUUGAACAAGGGCAAAACUUUCACGUCUGAUAUCAAAGACGCGGAUGUGAUGAUCGACGUCCAAGAUGCUCGAGUGUUGGUCCAGUGGCCCAGACACGAGCCAAAAGACUCUGCUUCGACGAGUACCUCCGACCAAACCUGGGAAGAGAGUUCCCCCGUGAGAAAACCUGGUACUACUUCACACCCACUUCAAGCCAGCCCUCUACGAAGCCGUGGACGACUUGCUUCCCCAAUAUCUCCGUCUCCUGCUGUUCAGGCCCUUCAACCUCCUGAACCGCCUCUGUUGACUCCCAGCCGCUCAGUGCAUAGUGCCGUGGUCGUGUAUGAGGAUGAGCCUUCUCCCACUCGUCAAAAGGACUCGAAGUCGAUCUCUCAGCUUACGGAAGUAGUUUCGAGUCCUUUCCACAAUGAGAAUCUCCGAAACUCCAUGUCUAGCUCUUGUGACGAUAAGGCUGAAGAGCUGUCAGAACACGACGAGGAAAACGACCCGAUCAUCCACUCCUUUGGACCCUUUGGGGAUAAUAUCCUUCCCCGCAUGGCUUCAUUCAACACAGGAAUGUCUCCGGUUCGAUCUCCCGUCAACAUACGCAAGCCGGCUGUUUCACCACGCCAGCACACUGCCGCAAGUAAACCUGUUAAAACGGAAGAUGACCAGCACUCUCUCAAACAGAACGUGCAGAACCACGUCGUAAACCAGCUGGCGUUUUCUCGAUUGUCAUCGACUCCACUCUCGACGAUUAUCAGCCACCUCCCACCCGAGCUAUGGAAGAAGACCCCUUCAGGUGAUGGCGGGUUUUCUAGCCUAGAGAUCAAAUCCAUCAUCGGCACAAUUGCUUGCAUCGGCGAAGUGAGCAGGGAGGGUAAAGAUGCUGCAGGCAAACCCUUGGAAAGCGAGUAUUACUACAUUCCUGAUCUCGACGAGGAUGAAAAGAGAAAGGAGGCUGUAGUUAACGACUUGAUGAAACCUGGCCUGCGGAGUUGCAGAAAACAACACAAGCGAUAUUACUGGCGAAAACCCAAAUAGCGAGAACCGCGCGAACGAGAAAACUCAAUGGUUUUUUUUUCGAGCGAUUUGAAUCGAAUACUCUGAACUGUCUGGAUUUUCAUGAAUCACUGACCUGACUGUACGACUACCCCCUUCGAAAUGCACUUAUGUUAAGGUUAUUUCCGCUGCCCUUAAAAAGAAACCAAUUUCAUUUCUUAAUUUCUUAAUUUCUUAAUGUUCUUUUAAAACAAAGGAGACCCCAAAAAGUACCAAGAGAAGUAAUUCUACUCCUUCACAAUUAUUCUUCUCACAUCAGUUUUUAGCAUUAGCAUAGCGUUGUUAGGGGCUUUUAUCCACUAUUUUAUAUAUAUCCUUUCCCCCUUUGUUCUUGCUUUCGCCUUUUCCCUGUUAUUUUUGUUGAGAGCUUUUCUUUCCGUUUCAGUUUCUUUUUUUUUUUUAACUACAACCCCCUUUGUCCUGAUCUGGUAUUGUUUCCCAGUGCCGCGAAGUAUCUGUGCUGAGCUCAUAUACUCAUUAUUACUCCACCAUGAUUAUCUCCAAACUAUGGCCCUCCCGAUAAACAUCUAUCAAACCUUCUCCCAACCUUACUCCUGGCGGGGCUGCCGUAUCGGGUUGGGGAAUUUGGAUGGAUGAUAUAUGUAUGUAUUUACAGUAUGUAGCACUUACGUUUUCAGCGUUUCUUCUUUUUGCUUUUCU
Messenger RNA from Histoplasma capsulatum G186AR, 2211 nucleotides. RefSeq lists its product as uncharacterized. The record is from RefSeq and is a predicted model, not a curated record. Gene Ontology annotation, molecular function: protein binding. NCBI's taxonomy places the organism in Eukaryota, Fungi, Ascomycota, Eurotiomycetes, Onygenales, Ajellomycetaceae. The transcript is spliced from 2 exons. The coding region runs from base 1 to 1533 and encodes 510 amino acids.